Myotis brandtii (Brandt's bat) is the source of this 10515-nucleotide messenger RNA. RefSeq names its product nitric oxide synthase 1 (neuronal) (gene NOS1). Lineage: Eukaryota; Metazoa; Chordata; Mammalia; Chiroptera; Vespertilionidae. Gene Ontology annotation, molecular function: nitric-oxide synthase activity; calmodulin binding; heme binding. Bases 597 to 4985 code for a protein of 1462 amino acids. The record is from RefSeq and is a predicted model, not a curated record. Gene Ontology annotation, biological process: nitric oxide biosynthetic process. The transcript is spliced from 31 exons.
AUCUACUGCCUGGCUAAGUAGAUUCCCGAGGGGACAUACGGGACUGGGGGACACGAGGAAGAGCUCUGGUCCAGGAGCCAGACGCUAGAACCAGACUCCAGACCGCGCUGCCCAGCGGCAAUGCAGUGUGAGCCACAGGCGUGAUCUUGAACUGCCUAGUGGUCUCAUUCUCAAGAGUCAAAAGCAACAGCUCAGGAAGCUCCGAAUCUCAUCUGCGUCUCACGGGCUGGCGGUGCCCAAGGAAUAGCCCCCAAGAGCAUGCGUGGCCUCUAGACACAUCCACCAGAUCCUCCCCCUCACAGUCCGCCUGACCUGUUGCUUAGGGACACGUCCCACCGCUUCUCCUGACGUCUGCCCGAUCAGCCAUCACUUCCUCAGAGAACGAGGAGGGAGGCAGGCGCACGAAAUCAUGCCACCGACCGCCGAACAGCAAUGAGUGGGUGAUACCGAGUUGACGUCAAAGUCAGACAAGCCCAAGAGACUCGCCGCAGCCCCGGCUGCUUCCUCCUCCGCACAGCCUGAGCGGGGCUCCUCCUGGCGAAGCCACCUCGGCCCGACCCAGUCUGAGGUCUGCGGACCCUCGGACCCUGGACACCAUGGAGAAUCACAUGUUCAGUGUCCAGCAAAUCCAACCCAACGUGAUUUCUGUCCGCCUCUUCAAGCGCAGAGUGGGGGGCUUGGGGUUCCUGGUGAAGGAGCGGGUGAGCAAGCCCCCCGUGAUCGUCUCCGACCUGAUUCGAGGGGGUGCCGCCGAGCAGAGCGGCCUCAUCCAGGCCGGAGACAUCAUCCUCGCGGUCAACGGCCAGCCGUUGGUGGACAUGAGCUACGCCAGCGCCCUGGAGGUGCUCAGGGGCAUCGCCUCCGAGACCCACGUGGUCCUCAUUCUGAGGGGCCCGGAGGGCUUCACCACGCACCUGGAGACCACCUUUACUGGGGACGGGACCCCUAAGACCAUCCGGGUGACACGGCCCCUGGGCCCCCCCACCACGGCUGUCGAUCUGUCACACCAGUCGUCAACCUGCAAAGAGCAGCCGCUGGCGGUGGACGGGGCCACAGGCCCCAGCAACGGGCCCCAGCACGCCCAGGACAACGGGCCAGAAGCCGGCUCGCUGUCCCACACCAACGGCCUGGACCCUGCCAAGAAAAAUGCCGGGGCCGCCCGUCAGUGCAGUGAGGAGCACAAUGAGUUGCUCAAGGAGAUCAAGCCUGUGCUGAACCUUCUCACCUCGGCCGACAGAGGGAUCAACGGAGGGGGACCUGCCAAGGCGGAGACAAAAGAUGCAGAAGUUCAGGUGGACAGAGACCUGGAUGCCAAGUCACACAAACCUCUGCCCCUCGGCGUGGAGAAUGACCGUGUCUUCAAUGACCUGUGGGGGAAGGGCAACGUGCCUGUGGUCCUCAACAACCCGUAUUCAGAGAAGGAGCAGGCCCCUGCCUCGGGAAGACAGUCCCCCCCAAAGAACGGCAGCCCCUCCAAGUGCCCCCGCUUCCUCAAGGUCAAGAACUGGGAGACUGACGUGGUUCUCACGGACACCCUCCACCUUAAGAGCACGUUGGAAACGGGAUGCAGCGAGCGCAUCUGUAUGGGCUCCGUCAUGCAGCCUUCUCAGCAGAUACGGAGGCCUGAAGACGUCCGCACUAAAGAGCAGCUCUUCCCUCUCGCCAAAGAGUUCAUUGAUCAGUACUACUCGUCCAUUAAAAGAUUUGGCUCCAAAGCCCACAUGGAGAGGCUGGAAGAGGUGAACAAGGAGAUUGAAACCACCAGCACCUACCAGCUCAAAGACACAGAGCUCAUCUAUGGGGCCAAGCACGCCUGGAGGAAUGCCUCCCGCUGUGUCGGCCGGAUCCAGUGGUCCAAGCUGCAGGUGUUUGAUGCCCGCGACUGCACCACCGCUCAUGGGAUGUUCAACUACAUUUGCAACCACAUCAAGUAUGCCACCAACAAAGGGAACCUCAGGUCUGCCAUCACCAUAUUUCCCCAGAGGAUUGACAGCAAGCACGAUUUCCGAGUCUGGAACUCCCAGCUUAUCCGCUAUGCUGGCUACAAGCAGCCUGAUGGCUCCAUCCUGGGGGACCCAGCCAAUGUGGAGUUCACAGAGAUCUGCAUCCUGCAGGGCUGGAAGCCCCCGAGAGGCCGCUUCGACGUCCUGCCACUCCUGCUCCAGGCCAACGGCAAUGACCCCGAGCUCUUCCAGAUCCCCCCAGAGCUGGUGCUGGAAGUGCCCAUCAGGCACCCCAAGUUUGAGUGGUUCAAGGACCUGGGGCUGAAGUGGUAUGGCCUCCCCGCUGUGUCCAACAUGCUGCUGGAGAUUGGCGGCCUGGAGUUCAGCGCCUGUCCCUUCAGCGGCUGGUACAUGGGCACGGAGAUUGGCGUCCGCGACUACUGUGACAACUCUCGGUACAACAUCCUGGAGGAAGUGGCCAAGAAGAUGAACUUGGACACGAGGAAGACGUCCUCCCUGUGGAAGGACCAGGCGCUGGUGGAGAUCAACAUUGCAGUUCUCUACAGCUUCCAGAGUGACAAAGUGACCAUCGUCGACCACCACUCGGCCACCGAGUCCUUCAUUAAACACAUGGAGAACGAAUACCGCUGCCGGGGGGGCUGUCCGGCAGACUGGGUGUGGAUCGUACCCCCCAUGUCUGGCAGCAUCACCCCUGUCUUCCACCAGGAGAUGCUCAACUACCGGCUCACCCCCUCCUUCGAAUACCAGCCGGACCCUUGGAACACCCACCUCUGGAAAGGCACCAACGGGACCCCCACCAAGCGGCGAGCCAUCGGCUUCAAGAAGCUGGCAGAAGCCGUCAAGUUCUCGGCCAAGCUGAUGGGGCAGGCAAUGGCCAAGAGGGUCAAGGCGACCAUCCUGUAUGGCACAGAGACGGGUAAAUCGCAGGCCUAUGCCAAAACCCUGUGUGAGAUCUUCAAGCACGCCUUCGAUGCCAAGGUGAUAUCCAUGGAAGACUAUGACAUUGUGCACCUGGAACAUGAAACGCUGGUCCUGGUGGUCACCAGCACCUUUGGCAAUGGAGACCCCCCUGAAAAUGGGGAGAAAUUCGGCUGUGCUUUGAUGGAAAUGAGGCACCCCAACUCUGUGCAGGAGGAAAGGAAGUACCCGGAACCCUUGCGUUUCUUUUCCCGUAAAGGGCCUCCCCUCCCCCGAGGUGACACAGAAGUCCGUGGUCUGGCUGCAGCCCGUGACAGCCAGCACAGGAGCUACAAGGUCAGGUUCAAUAGUGUUUCCUCCUAUUCCGAUUUCCACAAAUCAUCAGGCAAUGGGCCGAACCACAGAGACAACUUUGAGAGCACCGGCCCCCUGGCAAAUGUGAGGUUCUCAGUGUUUGGCCUUGGCUCGAGGGCAUACCCGCACUUCUGCGCCUUUGGCCACGCUGUGGACACCCUCCUGGAAGAGCUGGGAGGGGAGAGGAUCCUGAAGAUGAAGGAAGGGGAUGAGCUCUGUGGUCAGGAGGAGGCGUUCAGGACCUGGGCCAAGAAGGUCUUCAAGACAGCCUGUGACGUGUUCUGCGUGGGAGAUGAUGUCAACAUUGAGAAGGCGAACAACUCCCUCAUCAGCAAUGACCGCAGCUGGAAGAGGAACAAGUUCCGCCUCACCUAUGUGGCUGAAGCUCCAGAGCUUACACAAGGUCUAUCCAACGUGCACAAGAAGCGGGUCUCAGCCGCUCGUCUUCUCAGCCGUCAAAACCUUCAGAGCCCUAAAUCCAGCCGGUCAACCAUCUUCGUGCGUCUCCACACCAAUGGGCAUCAGGAGCUGCAGUACCAGCCUGGGGACCACCUGGGCGUCUUCCCUGGCAACCAGGAGGACCUGGUGAAUGCCCUGAUCGAGCGGCUGGAGGACGCGCCCCCUAUCAACCAGCUGGUGAAAGUGGAGCUGCUGGAAGAGCGGAGCACGGCUCUGGGAGUCAUCCGCAACUGGACGGAUGAGCGCCGCCUCCCGCCCUGCACCAUCUUCCAGGCCUUCAAGUACUACCUGGACAUCACCACGCCGCCCACGCCCCUGCAGCUGCAGCAGUUCGCCUCCCUGGCCACCAGCGAGAAAGAGAAGCAGCAGCUGCUGGUCCUCAGCAAGGGCUUGCAGGAGUAUGAGGAAUGGAAAUGGAGCAAGAACCCCACCAUCGUGGAGGUGCUGGAGGAGUUCCAGUCCGUCCAGAUGCCCACCACCCUGCUCCUGACCCAGCUGUCCCUUCUGCAGCCUCGUUACUACUCCAUCAGCUCCUCCCCGGACAUGUACCCCGAGGAGGUGCACCUCACCGUGGCCAUCGUCUCUUACCGCACUGGAGAUGGAGAAGGCCCAGUUCACCACGGCGUGUGCUCCUCCUGGCUCAACCAGAUACAGUCCGACGAAGUGGUCCCCUGUUUCGUGAGAGGAGCGCCCGGCUUCCACCUGCCCCGAAACCCCCAAGUGCCCUGCAUCCUGAUCGGCCCGGGCACCGGCAUCGCCCCAUUCCGAAGCUUCUGGCAGCAGCGGCAGUUUGAUAUCCAGCACAAAGGAAUGAGUCCCUGCCCCAUGAUCCUGGUCUUCGGGUGCCGGCAGUCCAAGGUGGACCACAUCUACAGGGAGGAGACCCUGCAGGCCCGGAGCGCGGGGGUCUUCAGAGAACUGUACACGGCCUACUCCCGGGAGCCCGACAGACCAAAGAAGUACGUGCAGGACAUCCUGCAGGAGAAGCUGGCGGAACCGCUGUACCAGGCCCUGAAGGAGCAGGGGGGCCACAUCUAUGUGUGCGGGGACGUCACCAUGGCCGCCGACGUCCUCAAGGCCAUCCAGCGCAUCAUGGCGCAGCAGGGGCAGCUCUCGGUGGAGGACGCGGGCGUGUUCAUCAGCCGGCUGAGGGAUGACAACCGCUACCAUGAGGAUAUCUUCGGGGUCACCCUGCGAACGUAUGAAGUGACCAACCGCCUUAGGUCUGAAUCCUCAAUCGCCUUCAUUGAGGAGAGCAAAAAGGACACGGAUGAGGUCUUUAGCUCCUAACCGGAUGCUCUUGCCCCGACGGACGGACGGCAGGGGUCCGCCCCACGCGCUCCGGCAGGGGUGGCGGCAGGUUCCCUAAGCGUGGACACCAAUGAACCUUUCCCACGGGACCCGCGCGGCCCGCUCUGCCUCGUCCUGUCGCCGCCUGUCCUGGCUUUCCUCCCCGGGUCCUCGCCUCUCCGUGCGUCCUUGGCCUCCUAGGGUUUCCUCCUGAGUCUUCCUGCUGCGAUGCGAUGCCUUUAUGCUCCUCAGCGGCUCUGACAGCACUGCCCCCCUCUCCUGACAAGGACAAGUCCACGCUCGUGGAGGCCCUGGGACGUGGGGCGCUCCCGGCGGGCUUGUUUUCGGGGGUUCCCCUGGGAGAGGCGCAGGGAUCACACGGAAGAGUCUUCUGAGCCCGUCUCCCAGCGCUGAAGCCCCACCUUAUUACCUUGUACGGGAUGACGUCUGGUCGUGCGUGUGAUGGGCCUGGGUCUCCGUCAGGCCUCUUGCCCACGUGAGCGUGUUGCCUGCAGAGCCCGGGGCCCAAGAACCACGGCCCAGCCUGCGUUGGCUGCUCACGCGUCCUGCACUGAGGGACUGCGCCUGGGUCCCUGUAACCCUUGGCAGCACCCUAAUGGUCCCGGAAAUAAAGGGUCCGGGCACGGAGAGGGCAUGUGAGGAUUUAGGGGGAAAUCUCCAAGGAAAGGGGAGUCGGAGGACGAGAUGCAUUUAGGUUCUUGCACCAGGAGGGCGCCCUGGCUGGGAAACUCACCCAUCUAUUGGAUUGAGCAACCGUGCCCCCAGCCCGCCCACCCCAGGCCCUCCCAGAGCAACCCCACCCAUGAGGCCAGAAGUGAUGCUGUCCAAGGGAACGGGCUGCAAAUAGGAAUCUUCUCAUCUCGGCCACCCCCUGACUUUGGACAAGUCUCUGGUCCUCGGAUUCCCCUCGCUGUAAUGUUAUAAAGCUAAGAAGUAUGAAUGGAUGCAACUUUAAAGUUGUGAAGACUGGAAACAAUAUUAAGGAACAGUGUCAUCGUUCUGCGUUUAUUCCCCCAAAGAGGGCUGCUGCUGCACCCUCGGCGGGAAAAUCCCGGAAGCCAGUCGGGGUGGAUCAGGUUGGGCAGGAGCACCGCGUGGCUUCCUCUGCAGGCCCACAGCCCAGGGUGGAAAGGGCCUGGCCUCCAUGCUGUAGGCCUCCUACAAGGCAUCCCCCACACGUUUAACCUGCUAAAAUAACGGCGACAAAUAAAUUGUCCUCGACAGAUUUCUCUUUAAAUGGGCAGCAGAGUCGUUAGCAGAAAUCAGAGUUGGAACAAGUUCUCCCUGGCAGGCAAGCCGCGGCGUUGACCCUCUCAGAGUCAAGGGCAUGGGAGGCAGGGAAGUGCUACAGAUCAAUGCAGGCAGCAUCCACCAGAGAGCCGAAAAGUCCCAGUGCCCACCCCCCAGGGCCUGGCUCCGGGUCUGCUCUGGGCUGGGCCCCCAGGGUUGGGAGGGAAGCAUUGGGCCAGGCCCAUCCUUCUGUUGGGUUUGGUCACAGAAAGACAGCCCAAUGGGCAUUUCUUUCUCGAUGCUCCGUGUGUGUUUGGGGGUGGCGGGGGUACCAAAGAGAAAGUGCCCUGGCCUCUUUGGAAAGGCCUUAGAAUGGGGGUGCCAAAGAGGUGUUGGGGAGGACACCCUCCAAGACUCUAUAAGUCAAAGGGCAAAUUAUAUCUCAUCUUUGUCCACCCUCCCUGGGAGCUCCCACGGGUGCCCCGUCCCCUGGGACAGAGCUGUGACCUCCCCGCCUUCCUUGAGUCCUGUUUGCUCCUGCUCAGACUUCCAAGGGCAUAGAGACCAAACGCUCAGCAUGCUCCCCGACCCUUUCGAACCUGGAGGGAAGCCCCUCGUAAAGCCCGGCUCUCCUGCAAACACGAUUCUGUCUCCUAGCAGCUUUCUUUCCAACCCCUUGAGCUUUUUGGAGGUACCGCCUGCGAUGUCACUAGCUCCCCGGGGAAUGUGUCCAACCUCCGUCAAAUCAAGCUUUAUGCACGAAUGCUUUUCCGUCGCCGAAUAAAGACUUGUGAGCACUCGGUGCCAGGCGCCUUCCUCCUCUCUAUCCGCGUCACGUCCGUGGAGAAGCAGGCAGGCAGAGGGAAACGUCCUCUAGUUUUAUCAGGGAGGCCAAAGAAAUGAUUACAUAGCCAGGAUUCAUCUUUCUUCCCGGAAGGAUCUUUUCCUUUUUAAGUAAACGCCUUUCCGCCACAACACAGCUGCUUCCCAGCUCCUGGCUCGCAGACGGGAGACUAGACUGAUCUGUUUCUCUCCUUUGUCGGAAUCCCUGACACCAAAAGCCUGGCUGUAAUGAGCCUUUCAAGGGAUGGAGAGGGAGUCCUCGAGGGUUUAGCUCUGAUCCAGGGUGUGUAAGUGCUGCCCUCUUGUGGCGGGUUUUCGCUCGGUCCCAGUAACCAAAAAUUUGGUUUAGCAAGAGGUGAGCCAAAGUAGGGUUGGCUGGGCACUUGGGGGCCACCCAGUUUACAGACCUUCGAUUUCCCUCUCCCCAUUGAGUUGGCCUGCAGUCACUGCAACCCCGUUUGAACAAAAGCUCUAAAUACAAGUGAGUUUGGCGGGAGGAAUGGGUCAUCCCUGAACAGAACCCAAUUCCCGCACCUUGGUUUCUAUGGAGUGAGACCCCAGGUAGCUUUCUUUUGGGGGAGAAGGCUUCAGACCCACCAACAUGGAGUUUUGGAAGCUGGCCUGAGUUCAUGCGGCCAGGUAGAGCUUGCCCUCUUGUUUUUAGCUGGCCAUGUUUACUUGUAGAUUUCAUCACCACAUGAGCCCCUGCUUGUGCAGACGGCUGUGGGCUGGCGGAUUCCUCACCUUUCUGAGGCUGCAUAGUCACCUGUAGGACAAGGUGGAUUACAUGAGAUACUGCCCCUGAGAUGCCCAGUUAUAGUACCUGACCCACUGGGAGCGAUCACCUUUUAUUUUUUCACUUAAUCUAUAGCAUUCUUGCUUCUCCAGAAUGCAGAAGGCAUGGCACGGUGUACAGAGCAAAACACAGUUCCCCUUUUAUAGGCGGGUAGAAUCAGUAUGCAGAGGUACGAUUCUUAGAAUCAACAUAAAUGUCUGGGGUUCGAGAAGUGGGUGGAUUCCACCAGCAGGUUUGGGAGACACGUGUGCCACAGAGUAGGAAGGGUGAGAGCAAAGACAAGGACCAGGGUGGGGCAUGGAGGGUACGUGGGGGAUGGUGUCAGAGGUACCCAGCUUUGAAAGGCUGCGGAGGGUCGGAAUGGCAAGAGAGACGCUGGGAAGAUGGGCAGGGACCAGGCGGUGGGGAGGGGUGAGUGGCAUGUUAAGGAAUUUUGACUUUAUUUGGUAGGCAAUGGGGAGUCCUUCAGAUUGUUUUUAAAAGGGAAGAAUAAGGUGGUGAUUGGAGUUAAGCCUGGAAAAGAAUGUUCUGGCUGCAGCGCAGAGCUCGGAGGGCCGGCCGGUUGACCUCUGGGCAGGUGAUUGCAGGAACAAAGGCUGGAACGAGGAAAGAAACAGAUAUGGUGAUACAAGAGGUUCCAGGGGCUGAAUCAACAGGACUGGAUACCCAUCUGUCCUGAAAGAUGAAAACAAGAAAGCCGAGAUUCUGGCCUCUCGGCUGAGACGGGGCUCGGGAGAUAACACAGGCCCCGGAGAAAGAUGAGUUCGCGAUGCGGACGUGACAGCCAGCUUCUCCCGGAGUCCACAGGGUCAGUCCUCCCCAGGGUCAGCCGGGGUCGGCCGCACGGAGAGAGCUCCCCACCACCCCGCCCCCCGACCAGGAGACCGUGGCCUCCAAACAGAGGGCUUUCCUGCCAGACACGCUCUCAGCGGCCACCUGCUUGGGGCCCCAAAAAGAGGUCAGAUUUGCCCUAAGUCCAAACCCUGUGAGAUUUUCUGACCGAGAUCAUGGGGCACAGGGGCCCUGCCAGAACGGGCAACCCGGACGUCCGGCCCCUUCGCCCUGCAGCUCCGCCGUUUUCAGCCGGUCGUGUUUAUUUGUAUAUUUCCACCCCCGCUGCCUCUGUCUCCAGCACGUCACGGUGCCACCUUGUCCACAAAGCCUCUGUCUGAAUCCGCCCGUUAAUGAGACGCCUGCAGGGGACCAGAAGAAAGCAGCACUCACCUGAGCAUCCCAUACGACCUGUCCUGACUCCCUGCCUUCUCCCCAGCCCUUGCCACGUCUCCUGCAUCCAAAUGCCCUGUUUGCCUCAAGAAUGACAGGCCAGCAGCAGGGAUGGCGGGAUGGCGGAAACCGCGAUCUGACCGUCUGAGGGAGGGGCCCUGCCUCCCAAGGACGCAACCCAGACGGUUCCGAUGAACUUGGCAGCUGACCCCUGCCCGGCUCUCCAGUUCCUGCUGGUGGCAACGUGGCCCAGGAGGAAAAGCUGCCCCUCCCCACACACUGUUGCGUCUCAGGUGUGAGGACCUCGUGAGCGCUCACGCCGGGGAAGCAGUCUGUCCCGGUGUCUUCUCUGGGCAGAGCGCGGCCUGGGGAGGGGUCGGAGCACAGGUGUCUCCGUGUGUUCCUGGGUCUGUUUUGUCCUGGAAUCGCGGGGCGGCUCUGAAUGGGGAGGCCGGGCCCGUCUGGUCCAGGACAGAGCCCACUCUCAACCAGGUGGCCCCGUCAGGCAGCAGCAAAUCUGCCUGGAGGUGCUGCCCUGCAUAGUUUUCUAGAAAAAGAUUCCAGGGCAUCAGAGUGCCCAGAUGGGGCUCCUGGGCUCUGGGAAAUGCGGGGUCUGUCAGCCUCGGCCCUGUGGGCCUUUGGGGCUGGAGGGUUCUUCGUGGGGGGCUGUCCUGGGCAUUGGAGGAUGUUGAGCCAGUAGUCGCCCCCUCACCGUGACAAGCGCAGAGGUCUUCGGACAUUACCCGAUGUCCCAGGGCCAGCCGAGCGUUCCUCGGCCGGUGGUUUUGUUUCUAUUGCCUGCUGCCCCACCGAGACUGGAAGGAUGUGGAGGGGGAGUGAAAAGAUAGGGUUUCACAAACUCCCGCCCAAGUCAGAAGGAUGACAGUUCCGUUUCCAUAACAGGCUGUGCGCUGGGCAUCGUUCCGAUGAAGACACUCAGAGGCCCAGUGCCCUCCGUGCCCGGCCUCCUGCCUCCACCCUGUUCUCCAUGUUGCUGUGUUGUCCUUGUGAUUGUAAGACCCACUCUGGGUUCGGCAGUGAUUUCCCGGAAGGCUGAGCGAGAGCGGUCGGUCGGUUGGUGGGUCGGUUGGUCUGUCCCUGUGGGAUUCCAUUCCGGGGUUGGGAACUGGGCCGGUGGGCAGAGCGGUGUCUCAUCUGACCACACACACCAUCAGGAACGCGGACUCCCCCUACCUCUGAGCUCUCGAUGCUGCUAUCUCCGCCAAGUGUCCCGUGCGCUCCGGCACCUUCCUCAGAGGACCGACGCCCGCCUCACGCUCUUGCAAGGCCGUCCAGGCUGUGUUCACCGCAUGCUCUUCCUCUGUAUAGUUCUCAUCUUCUAAUUGGAUGGAAUUCAAGCAAAAAUCUACUUACGCCUGUUUGCAUUAUGGUUAAAACAUUAAAAAGUGGCCCUGA